AUGGAGAUUAACAUAUACAUUGUUUUUAUCGUUCUCUUUAUGCUUGCUGACUUCUUAAUCGCUAGUGAUAAUCAUCUAAAGCCAUUUCCAGUAAUAAUAGAUGUAGAUGGUGGAAGUGACGAUUUUCUUGCGAUUUUUUACGCGCUUAAAUCUAAGGAACUCGAUGUACGUGGUAUUACUUACAAUGCUUCGGCCCAGAACAUUGUUGAUAUAGUGGAUGAUAAUUAUCCUGGAAAAAACCUUCCUGUCAUACUUGGUGCUGAUUCUAACCUGUACAAAACCGACAAAAACCCGGAUACUCCAGGCUGCACUUAUCAAAAGGCGUUCCCAGAAGGGGCUGGAAAACGUGAUCAAGAUUUGCUAUACGGUCUUAAUCGACAGCUUAGGUUAUCAAAACGAAUAUGGUAUGACGCCAUUAAAGGUUUUAAUAUCACUAAAGACCUUGCUUAUCUUAUUGAUUCUACGAUUGAGGAAACUGGAAAAAAGCCCACAAUUAUAAUGACUGAUGUUCCUGGAAAUGUACUUAGCGUACCGAGUGAUACUCGCGCUGAAUUUAAUGUUUAUUUUGAUUGUGUUGCUGCUCAAGAAUUGCUUGCAUCUAACUUAGAUAUUACUUUGGUAUCAUUAGAUUUUAUGGCACAAAAUCCACUUAAUCCUGCUUUUUUCGACAAACUCUCAAAACUCAAAAGCUUUUAUGGUAUAACAAAUGCUGUUGUUAAAAAUGUUGGUGUUGCCAAAAUUGUAUCAAAUCGUACAUUAGCUGUUACUUGUAACGGAGAUCCGAAUUAUGAUGGACAGUUUGUAAAGUCUAAUACUCUUACAAAUUCAAAUUUUAAAGUUGCAAUUGAUGCUAUUGUUAGUACCCCUGUUGAAAACUCUCCAUAUUUUCAAGAUUUUCUUAAUACAAUUAAUUACGAUUAA
Molecule: messenger RNA, 921 nt
Organism: Dentiscutata erythropus
Lineage: Eukaryota; Fungi; Glomeromycota; Glomeromycetes; Diversisporales; Gigasporaceae
Source: the annotation of a GenBank genome assembly